This is a messenger RNA of Beta vulgaris subsp. vulgaris (sugar beet), 2172 nucleotides long. RefSeq names its product viridiflorene synthase. NCBI's taxonomy places the organism in Eukaryota, Viridiplantae, Streptophyta, Magnoliopsida, Caryophyllales, Amaranthaceae. Gene Ontology annotation, biological process: diterpenoid biosynthetic process. The coding region runs from base 94 to 1785 and encodes 563 amino acids. The record is from RefSeq and is a predicted model, not a curated record. The transcript has 7 exons. Gene Ontology annotation, molecular function: terpene synthase activity; magnesium ion binding.
UGCAUUACAUUCGCGAAAUCGUCAGCCAGCCAUCUUUUAUAAGUACUUCCUCUGAAAUUUGGAAGGGAGCACAAAUCUCCAGGCUAAUUUUACAUGGCAACAGUAGCAGCACAACGUCUUCAAGUUAAUGCAGUGGUUAGACCUCUUGCUCAUUUUCCUCCGGACAUAUGGCAGAACCGCUUCGAUAACUUUACAAUCGAGGAUGAACUGAAGAUGGAAAUGUAUGCAAAAGAUACUGAAUCUUUAAAAAAGGAAGUGUUGUUGAUGCUACUGGAUGAUUCUACCGAUUUGGCAAAGAAGAUGAGUUUGAUUGAUGCAGUGCAACGUCUAGGGUUCUCCUACUACUAUGAGAAUGAAAUUAAUAACUUGCUGGAUCGGAUUUUCAAAGAAUUUGCCCAAGAUAAUUUCAAAAUGGACUAUGAUCUAUGUGAGACUGCGUCACAAUUUCGCAUAUUCAGACAAUAUGGAUACAAAAUGCCCAUUGAUGUAUUCAACAACUUCACCAAUGGAAAAGGCAAGUUUAAAGACACACUAAGGACUGAUGCAAAGGGAAUGUUGAGCUUGUAUGAAGCUACCCAUUUAAGGGUACAUGGUGAAGAUAUCCUAGAUGAAGCCCUUGUUUUCACCACCAAUUUCCUCAAUUCCAUUGCUAAAUUCUCUGAGCAAGCACGCUGCGCAUUGAAGCAGCCAUUGCAUCGUGGGAUUCAAAGGGUGCAGAUACGGCGUUUCAUUUCCUAUUAUGAGGAAGAUGAGUCUCGGAAUGAAAAGCUUCUACAACUUGCAAAGAUCGAAUUCAAUAGGUUGCAGCUGUUGCAUUGCCAAGAAUUGAGCAUAAUCCAAAAGUGGUGGAAAAGUUUUGAUUUCAAAAAGAAACUUCCGUAUGUAAGGCAAAGAAGCGUGGAGUCACACUUCUGGACCGUGGCUACGUACUAUGAGCCUCGUUACUCAUUUACUAGAAUACUGUACUCGAAGUUUUUCCUGGUUCUACUCGUAUUAGAUGAUACGUAUGACGCGUAUGGACUAUAUGAUGAACUCCUGCAACUUACGGACGCAUUUCAUAGGUGGGAUUUGAGUUUAGUGAAGCAGUUUCCUGAAGAAUAUAUGAAAAUCGCGUACGAGUUUGUCAUUAACACUUGCAACGAGUUUUCGGAGGAAAUGACAAGGAGAGGAAGACCACAUGCUGGUCAUUUUGCUAAGGAACAAGUGCUGAAAUUGGUAAGAAACUAUCUAAUCGAAGUAACGUGGGUCAAAACAAGAUAUGUACCGACGUAUGAGGAAUACAUGGUUAACGGGAGAGUCACAUCUGGUGUUCAAGUAUGUGUGACUGGCUCUUUGCUGGGAAUGGAUGAGAUUUCAGAAGAAAAACCAUAUGCACAGUUAAUGCAAGCUCCUAAGGCUGUUGAAGCUUGCGAGUAUAUAGUCCGACUCAUGGAUGACAUUGUUACUCGUGAGGCGGAGCUAACUAGAGGAUGCCGCCUUGCCACAAGUGUGGAAUGUUACAUGAAGGAUUACAAUAAGAGUUUAGAAGAAGUGAUACAAAUAUUCAAGAAAAAGAUGGAAGAUGCAUGGAAGGAUCUAGCUCAAGAGGGGCUAAUGAAAAACAAUCUCCCUGACGACAAUAAUAAUCACUUCUCCAAGCCUGUCUAUGAUCGGAUCCUUAACUAUGGACGUGUUCUGGACGCCAUGUACAAGGAUGCAGAUGGCUAUACUUUACCAGAAACCACAAUCAAGGAAGAUAUUAUUAUAACUUAUUCAAAACCCUUUUCUCUAUUAUCUAAAUCUUAAUUAUCCUCCAUACUCCAAAUAUGCAUCUUUCCUUCUAUUUUAUGAACUGAAUUCACCUUAGUAAUUUGUGUUAUCAGCGAGUUAAGCCAACCUGCUGGGCUGCUGCAUUGCUAGUCAAUGGAGUGGAGUUUUGUAUCAUAAUGUUUGUGUAGGUGAUGCAAGUCAAUGUUAUUUAUAUGCUUUAUUAAGACCGUUGCAUGGUUUUACUUUACUCUUAAAGUGAAGGUUUUACAUGUAACUAAAUAUAUGUCUUAGUUAAAGUACUUGAGUUGUUUAGUUUAAUAAUGGCGUGUUAAAAGGUCCGAAAAUAUUAUAUUAAGUCGGUCUGUAAGAGUCUUAGUUGGCAUGAUUGUAUAUAUAAGACAAGUAAAGCAGAUUUUUCCUAAA